Anopheles maculipalpis is the source of this 3625-nucleotide messenger RNA. RefSeq names its product regulator of nonsense transcripts 1 homolog (gene Upf1). NCBI's taxonomy places the organism in Eukaryota, Metazoa, Arthropoda, Insecta, Diptera, Culicidae. The record is from RefSeq and is a predicted model, not a curated record. The transcript is spliced from 3 exons. Bases 62 to 3553 code for a protein of 1163 amino acids. Gene Ontology annotation, molecular function: zinc ion binding; hydrolase activity; ATP binding. Gene Ontology annotation, cellular component: cytoplasm. Gene Ontology annotation, biological process: nuclear-transcribed mRNA catabolic process, nonsense-mediated decay.
UGGUAGAUCUGUAGGUGAAGCGCACAUAUUCCGCGAAAAAUCCCGUGAACCAAGUUCGACGAUGAGUGUCGACGCUUACGACGGAACGACUGGUUCCCAAUCGCUGACCUUUGUCGAUACAGAGGAGAACUUCUUCGUAGGUGCAGAUUCGCAGGGCACGGAGUAUGAUUUUCGUGACUUUACUAUUCCGUCGCAAAGUCAAACCCAAGCCUCGCAGCUCGAUCAUCUUGGCGGAAGCAGCCAGGUGAACGGAUUCGGUCGUCGCAUUGGCGUAGAUCCGACGAAGCUAUCCGGAAUUACUUCCGCCAUCGGCGAACUGCAGUUCGAGGAGGAUGAGGACGAGAUUGAUCCGGUGGAGAAUAAGGACUUGCCUCCGCAUGCGUGCCGCUACUGCGGUAUACACGAACCGAGCACCGUGGUUAUGUGCAACAUUUGCAAAAAAUGGUUCUGUAAUGGCCGUGGAAGCACGUCUGGGUCGCACAUCGUGAAUCAUCUUGUCCGUGCCAAGCAUCGGGAGGUUACGCUGCACGCUGACGGCCCACUCGGAGAGACGGUGCUUGAGUGUUACUCUUGUGCCGUACGCAACGUAUUUGUCCUCGGAUUCAUUCCCGCUAAAAGUGACUCCGUCGUAGUGCUGCUGUGCAGACAACCGUGUGCCGCACAGAACUCCAUCAAGGACAUGAACUGGGACCAGGAACAAUGGAAACCGCUUAUCGCCGAUCGUUGCUUCUUGUUUUGGUUGGUGAAGAUUCCAACGGAGCAGGAUCAGCUGCGUGCGCGCAAAGUGUCCGCUGCUCAAAUCAAUAAGCUGGAAGAGCUGUGGAAGGAAAAUGUUGACGCAACGUUCCAGGAUUUGGAGAAGCCAGGCAUUGACAAGGAACCGCAACAGGUACAGUUGCGGUACGUCGACGGGUAUCAGUACCAGAACACAUUCGGGCCGCUGGUGAAACUGGAAGCGGAUUAUGAUGAAAAGCUGAAGGAAAGCCAAACUCAGGAAAACAUUGAAAUCCGAUGGGACACUGGGCUGAACAAGAAAACGAUCGCGUACUUUACGCUCGCCAAGAACGACGGCGAUAUGAAGCUGAUGCAUGGCGAUGAACUGAAGCUGCGCUACGUCGGAGAGCUUCACAAACCUUGGAGCUGCAUUGGGCAUGUGAUCAAGGUGCCGGACAACUAUGGUGACGAUGUGGGCUUGGAGCUGAAACAUAAUCAUCAAGCGCCGGUAGAGCGGACCAGUAACUUCUCGGUAGAUUUCAUCUGGAAGGGAACGUCGUUCGAGCGGAUGCAGCAAGCUCUACGCAAGUUUGCUAUGGAUGCGAAAAGUGUUUCGAACUAUAUUUACACACGCUUGCUUGGAAACGUGCGUGCUGAUGGUGCUGAGGAGGUUCUGUUUCGGUUGAAUCUACCCAAACAUUUCAGUGCCCCGAACCUUCCCGAUCUGAAUCGGUCCCAGGUGUACGCAGUCCGUCAUGCAUUGCAGCGCCCGCUUAGUCUCAUCCAAGGACCGCCCGGAACUGGUAAGACAGUCACUUCGGCUACGAUCGUGUACCACCUGACGCGUCUAAACGGCGGACCAAUUUUGGUGUGCGCUCCGAGCAACACUGCCGUUGAUCAGCUGACGGAAAAGAUUCACCGCACGAAUCUGAAAGUGGUGCGCGUGUGUGCACGAUCCCGCGAAGCGAUCGACUCGCCCGUCAGUUUUCUGGCGAUGCACAAUCAAAUUCGCAACAUGGCGCAGAAUUCGGAGUUGAAAAAAUUGCAACAACUAAAAGAUGAAACUGGCGAGCUAAGUCUUUCGGAUGAGCGACGCUAUCGAUCGCUGAAAAAGCAGGCCGAACGGGAACUUCUGGAAGCGUCCGACGUGAUUUGCUGUACCUGUGUUGGUGCAGGCGAUCUUCGUUUGCAGCGCAUUAAAUUUAAUUCAAUUUUGAUCGAUGAAUCGAUGCAGUCGACCGAACCGGAGUGUAUGGUACCGGUGGUGCUGGGUGCCAAACAGCUUAUCCUCGUGGGAGAUCACUGUCAGCUCGGCCCGGUGGUGAUGUGCAAAAAGGCGGCCAAAGCUGGAUUGUCGCAGAGUUUGUUCGAACGGCUGGUGGCGCUAGGCAUUCGUCCAUUCCGACUAGAGGUGCAGUACAGAAUGCAUCCAGAGCUGUCCCAAUUUCCGUCGAACUUCUUUUACGAGGGCAGCCUUCAGAAUGGUGUAUGCGCGGACGAACGGAAGCUGAAAGUAGAUUUCCCUUGGCCUUCGCCAGAUUGUCCUAUGUUUUUCCUCGUCACUCAGGGGCAGGAGGAAAUCGCCGGAUCUGGCACGUCGUACCUAAAUCGUACGGAGGCAUCGAAUGUGGAGAAAAUAACGACCCGCUUUCUGAAGGCUGGUAUUAAACCAGAGCAAAUUGGAAUCAUUACACCGUAUGAAGGACAGCGCGCGUACCUGGUCCAGUACAUGCAGUACCAGGGUUCCCUCCACUCGAAGCUGUACCAGGAAAUCGAGAUAGCCAGUGUGGAUGCGUUCCAGGGUCGAGAGAAGGACAUCAUUAUCAUGUCCUGUGUGCGUGCAAAUGAGCACCAGGGUAUAGGUUUUCUAAACGAUCCGCGUCGUUUGAACGUAGCACUAACUCGUGCCAAAUACGGAAUAAUUAUUGUCGGCAAUCCGAAGGUGCUUUCGAAGCAAGAGCUGUGGAACCAUUUGCUGAACUUCUACAAGGACAAAAAGGUGCUGGUGGAAGGAUCGCUGAACAAUCUGAAGGAGUCAAUGAUACAGUUCACCAAGCCGAAAAAGAUUAUCAACACACUAAACCCCGGAUCACACUUUAUGACCAAUGCUAUGUAUGAUAGCAAGGAAGUUCUCGGCGGCGGAUAUUUCGAUCGUAAUCCGGGUCCUUCAACGAGUUACGCAAAUAACCCGCUCGCAGGAUAUGGCAGCGGGAAUAGCUACCACCAGCAAGGAGGAUUUAUGGAUAUCACAAGUCAUGGCAGCAGCAGCGCCAGUGCUAAUACACCGCUUGAUGCGUUCAUGCGCAAAGUGCACGAUCCGAUUGGAUACAUUUCACCACAACGCUCGCAUCCUGCAGUCAGUAACAUGCCCGUACCGGUGGGAAUGUUCAUCAACAUGUCGAGCGCUCCGUCGCGCUUCUAUCAACAGCAGCAACAGGCAGCAAUACAGGCGGCAAAACAGACACGCCGCCCGGUGGUAGGAAAAACGGCCAGCCAACUGCUAGCUGCUGGUUCGGGAUCGACUUCUGUCGGCGCCAAAUCAAGCCGUCCUCGUCCAAUAGGUCCACCAAGCAGCAGCAGCAGCAGCAUCAACAGCGGAAUCAACCAUGGCAGUAAUAUGGCAGGCACAUCACUUACGCAAGGCAUGUCCCAGAAUAUGUCCCAGCCGGGCUUCAGUUUGUCUCAGCAGGCAGAAUUUUCGCAGGAUUAUAUGGGCGAUUAUCAGUCGCAGAUGGACAACAUACUGUCGCAAGAAUCGAACUAUCACAGCCAAUCCGGCCCUGGCGAUCGGCUAGCGUUCGAACUGCACUCAAGUUCGCAAUUCUCCCAACCAUACUGAUAAUGGACGAUUCGAGGGGAAAAUGUAAAAGCUGGAAUGCUGCAAACGAUGCAAGGCUAUCAUCCAAACACA